UUGGGUAUCUUCGAAACACGAGUGUAAAUGUUAUGAUUUUUAUCGCCGUCUCUGUGACUCUUAAGGGCCGUUGGUUCACGGCUAAUGCUUACUCAGCACACAACCCCAAGCUUCUGGAUGGAUGCGAUGGCUUAGACAAGGUUGAAGACAUGCCACCAUACUCAGUCUGCCAGGCACAAGGUACAGGCCUGUCCUCUUACAAGAACUCACCUACCUAUAAAUCAGUCUUCCUCGUCAACUCCUCUAAGGUUUUCACUUUUGAAGCGGAGAGUACACUGAGAGAGAAGAUUUGUGAUUUCAAGAACGGUCUUAAAACGGCCAAGUUUGGGCUCGCCGUCUACGACAUCGAUGCUGACAGCGAGGCUAACCCGUGUCCCCAGGUAUUGUACACCGGACAGUACAAGAGGCUGAUGCUGCUGCAGAACAUCCACAACUUUAUCGAGAACUUCACCAACGUGGCGGAAUGCAAGCUCGUCACCUAGUCGGCAUUUAAGGACUCAACGCUAUGUGGCCCACAAUUGCCGGCCCAGUGGGACAUCUUCAUGGGCCAAGGCGCCUGUCGUAGAUGGAGAGUUUCUUGAACCUACGAGUGUGGCUGUGCUACUGUGAAGUGACUUUGCAGUGCUUUUCUUGUUUUAUGCAUGAUUUUGUUUCAAACCACCAAAUAUUAUAGUUCGAGCAUAGCAUAAUCGAGCCUCUUGCUGCAUAACUUGAGAAAGGAGACUUUAACAUAACUGUAAAUUGACAAGUUGCAUAUUGAUUCAUCGUACACGUGAGGAUAGAAAUUUUGACUUGACCAUAUGAUGUUACAUGUUUACCGCCGUUCACUGAAUCUUGUUCCUUGCGUUUCAUAACUUUAUUUGUACCGCUUCGCCUGCGCCUAUUUAUGGCCCCCGUGAAGGAAAGCGGUGGCGCGCGCUGUUUUCGGUAGACUGGGAGAUAAUUGAUAUCUUGCAUGUCAUAGCAAAUGGGAUGUUAAA
This is a messenger RNA of Dermacentor andersoni, 980 nucleotides long. RefSeq lists its product as uncharacterized. The record is from RefSeq and is a predicted model, not a curated record. Lineage: Eukaryota; Metazoa; Arthropoda; Arachnida; Ixodida; Ixodidae.